Octopus bimaculoides (California two-spot octopus) is the source of this 534-nucleotide messenger RNA. Its product is annotated as zinc finger BED domain-containing protein 5. The record is from RefSeq and is a predicted model, not a curated record. Lineage: Eukaryota; Metazoa; Mollusca; Cephalopoda; Octopoda; Octopodidae.
AUGCGUGGACGGCUUUAUGAACUACGAGAUGUAGCGAUAUUUCUAGAUUUGCAGCAGAAGGCAGAUCUCCAUGACAAGUUUCAGUCUCAAGGCUUUCAGCUAUCUCUAGCUCACCUGAAACAAAUAAUCACUCAUCUAACUGGCUUGAAAACAGAAUUGAUCAGAUACUUCUCAGAUAUAGAUGAAAAGCGUGAAGCUUGGAAAUUCAUCAGGAACCCAUUUCAGUGUGAAGUGACUGAUAUUUUGGAUGAGGUGCAAGAGGAGUUUCUUGAGCUGAAGUUCAACUCCCCAGCUAAGGAAGACUUCAAAGAACUGGAUCUUGAAAUGUUCUGGAUCAAGUACCUUCCUGUUUACCCUCUGAUCUCACAUCAGGUUCUUCGGAUUUUAGCUAUGUUUGGAUCCACGUAUCUUUGUGAAGCUGCAUUUUCCACGCUCGUUGCUGUCAAGACCAAGUACAGAAACAGGCUGACCGUUGAAAGGGACUUACGUUGUGCACUCUGGCAUUCAACUACGCAUUCAAGAUCUUGUAACUAA